Molecule: messenger RNA, 2653 nt
Organism: Patella vulgata (common limpet)
Lineage: Eukaryota; Metazoa; Mollusca; Gastropoda; Patellidae
Product: outer dynein arm-docking complex subunit 4
Exons: 11
Coding region: 193-1767 (524 amino acids)
Cellular component (GO): cytoplasm
Molecular function (GO): protein binding
Source: RefSeq, a predicted model, not a curated record
UUAAAAGUUCCUUAAUCAGGACGGUAAUUAAUAUUAAUCCGCGAGAGAGUGCGUGGCGGACACCGUAACCUAGCAACGGCGUCUUUCACAACCAGUAAAGUAGGGGCAAGAAGUAUCAAACAGUAAAUUGUCCAUAUUGAUCAGACUAACAGUUCUGUUUUUCCUGUUUAACAACUCCAAUCUCUUAACAAAAUGUAUGAAGAAGAAUCCGAUGAACCCAAGGGAACUUUUGAGAUCUAUAAAGCAGAAGCUGACACACUUUACAAGCAAGGGGAAUACAGAAAAGCGAUAGAAAGUUACACAACGGCUUUAGAAAUUCAAGAUGGUGAUAAAAAUUGUCUGGUAGCCAGGUCAAAAUGUCAUUUACAACUUGGAGAUACAACUACUGCUCUAGCAGAUGCAGAACUAAGUUUAGAUGAUGAUAAGUCUUUUCAUAAGGGAAUAUUUCAGAAAGCUGAAGCUCUUUAUUAUCAAGGUGAUUUUGAAAUGGCCCUGGUGUUUUAUCACAGAGGUUGUAAAUUACGACCUGAAUUACAAGAGUUUCGAUUGGGCAUACAAAAGGCACAAGAAGCCAUUGAUAAUUCUGUAGGAUCUGCAGAAAAAUGUAAAUUAUCAACUGCUGGUGAUCUGUCUUUCUUCACUAAUCAAGAUGAGAAACAAAAGAAAAGAAAACCUGGCAUGGGAACAUUUGGGCGACCUGCAGUACAACAGAAAGAAAAACGAAAAGUUAGUCGAUCACAGGGCAGUGAAAAAACAGUGAAACAAUUACUUGGUGAACUUUAUGGUGACAGAAAAUAUCUAGAAAAACUUUUAAAAGAAACAGCUGAUGCCUCGUCAGAGACUGGUAAAUCUAUCUUUGAUCUGGUGGAAGAGGGGUUAUCUUAUCUUGAUACACGCACAGAUUUCUGGAGACAACAGAAACCCAUGUACGCCCGUAAACAUGAACGCAUGCAACAACAUCGUAGUAAACGACAAGAAACACAAUCAAAGGGUGGAUCACCGAAUGCUUAUAUUAUUAGUGAACUGGAAAAAAUUGAUCAAGCUCACGGAGACUGCAAAUACAAGGAUAGUUUAAACAGAGCUCAGAAAUGUCUUAAAACUGUGGAGGGAUAUUCACCAGAUACGUUAUCUAACAGAGAUGAAGUGAUAGCUAAUUUACAUAGUUGUAUGGGUAACUCAUAUUUAGAAUUAGGACAGUAUGGAAAGGCUUUAGAACAACAUCAACUAGAUUUAAAUAUAGGAGAAGAAACGGAUAAUGAAGAGUGUAUUUCUAGAGGUUUGGAUAAUGUAGGACGAGUUCAUGCUAGAAGUGGUAAUUUCCAAAAAGCUAUUGGAGUGUGGAACAGAAAAUUACCGAUGUCUAAAUCAGCUUUAGAGAAUACUUGGUUAUAUCAUGAGGUCGGUCGUUGCCAUCUAGAAUUAACUCAGUAUACUGAAGCCAGACAUUUUGGUGAAAAAUCACUGGCAGCAGCAGAAGAAGCUGCAGAUCUUAUGUGGCAAUUACAGGCUUCAGUUUUAUUAGCACAAUCACAAGUUAAAUUAAAUGAAUUACAGAGUGCAUUAGAGAGUUUUGAAAAAGCUUUAGAUCUGGCGAAAUUACAAGGGGAUAAAGCAGCAGAAUCGGCCAUCCAGAAAGCCAUCAUUGAUGUUAAUAAAAGAAUUGCUAGAGAGGUCAAAGAGAAAGAAAAUCAGGAGGAAACGAAUCCAGAAACAGAAAGUCAAGGUGCUCCUGCAGAAGAUACAACAGAAACAAACAAUACCACAUAAAAUGUAAAAGAAAAUUAAAGGGGAGCAACUACCAUACCAGAUUUAUGUCCCUUUCAUUAAAGCCGCUGAUGGUGAUUUGCAUUUCGAACAAUAUCUAAUUUUUCAUGUCUUACUCCAUGCUAAAUUGUACUCAGAUUGAUUAUAUGACAUUUAAAAAAGAAAACAAGAACAAAAUCAACUAUUAAUCUUCCGGCUUGGAUUCAAUCAAAUUUAAAAGAGGCCUAUCAAAAAUUUUAGUGAAAAUUGUGGGUUGUUUUAACCACAUUCAAAUUAUAUCAUCUGUAGAGGAUGGCCAAUGUUAUAGACAUUUUCAGUUCAUCAUAUCUUUGUAAAUAGUGAAGCAAUUUAAUUGAACCAUUUUGGACUGAUAUCCACUUCAGAGAUUCAACUGCCACAAGCUCUGUAGUUCAUAUGGGAUUAAUAAUCAGUCAAAUGAGAAUCAGAAUCUUUAAGAUAUAUAUUUUUGUAACCGAGUAUUCUUUUGUGUUCUGCCUUAAGUCUUUGCUAUUAACCUACAUAUUACAAAACCCCAAGGGUUUUCAGUAUAUUACAAUUCAUGAUUCCCAUGCAGAAAUACAUAAAUCAUUCUCAAAAAAUUACACCGAAUUGUCCAUUGAAUAUAUAGUAAAUGCUAUAAAGUCUGGGGUAGUUCCAGAAAUUGUCCAGAAAAAUUAGAAGACCAGAUAGCUUAAAACAGUAUACUUUAACAAUAGAUAAUAUUCUCAUUUAUACACUGUUUUGCAUUAUAACAAAUUACAUUUUAAGCAAGAGACAAAAUAAAUAAAACAAAACAUUUUAAGGUAAACAAUACUCAUUUAUACAAUGUAUUAUAAUUUGAGAUUAUUUAAUUUAUAUUAUUAUUAAAAUAUUUGUUGAUUUUUUAAAA